AUGAGUCGGAUCGCUUUUCUGUCGCUGCGAGCCCUGCAGCUAGCUUUAUCUAUUUCUAGUAUCGGUCUGAGCGCGUAUGUUGUCAACGAUUAUAACCAACGAAGCCGAAACUCAGCGCCCUCGCCGUUUACUUAUCUCAUGGUCUCUUCCAUUUUCUCGAUUAUUUCGGUCGCCUAUCUCUCACUCACUCCUCUAUUCGUACCGCGCAUCUACCACCAAUAUGCCGCUGUUGUCGUCGAAUCUGUCAACGCCGCUCUGUACUUUGCCGGAUUCAUCGCCAUUGCUGUGUUCAUCGGGUCGCUUAUCAUGUGUGAGGGGACUGUUUGCUCUUGCGCUCGUGCCGAUGCCGUUGUUGCUGCGGGUCAGUUCACGGCGUGGAUCACAACAACUGCUUUCACAGCCAAGGAUUUAUUUAAGAAGGCUUUCCAAGAACCCAAGAAGGAUGACGAGGGUCGAGAAAUGGGACAGGCAUAG
Molecule: messenger RNA, 474 nt
Organism: Fusarium tjaetaba
Lineage: Eukaryota; Fungi; Ascomycota; Sordariomycetes; Hypocreales; Nectriaceae
Product: MARVEL-like domain protein
Exons: 2
Coding region: 1-474 (157 amino acids)
Cellular component (GO): membrane
Source: RefSeq, a predicted model, not a curated record